UCCCGUUGGAAUACGGUUCACUCGCCGAGUCCUGUGAAAAUCAUGUAAACGGGCGUGGAAAUGCAGGAAAGUGAUAUGGAAAAUCAGUAUUAUCCAAGUUCACAUACGGAGUAAUCCAGUCUUUUCUUACCGCCGUUCCAGUAUGUGCUACUUCACUUUAGACUUUAUGAGGGACAGGUGACCCAAUUUAAGGCAACAAUGUCUCUAGAUGCUGAGAGACAAUUUCUAUGUCCCCGGCUCAUAGAUUACCUAACUAUAGUCGGGGCGAGGCACAGCAAUAACCCUUCUAGGCAGAAUACCAGUCCACAUAUUCAGGCCCCAGAACUUCUUCGUCGUUACCCAGUCCAAGACCACAAAGACUUCCCCCUUCCCCUGGACAUGGUUUAUUUCUGUCAACCCGAAGGUUGCUCUUCUGUCGGGCCUAGAAGGACCGCCCUUCGCGAGGCAUCCUCCUUUGUUUUUACUCUUACUGACAAAGACUCGGGCAAAACUCGGUUCGGAAUCUGCGUCAACUUUUACCGACCUAUUGAAAAAUCUUCUGCCGGUAUAGGGAUUGCCAAGGGCCGAGUAAACACGAACCUGAGGAGAGACUCCUGGAGGAAGAGUAUGGAGAAGAGUUCCGACUCGGCUUUUUCUAGCGAUUACAGAAGUAGUAACGUUGGUCCGAGUGAUUCAGAGAAAGACUGCCCUAGUAGAAGAGACUCGGAAUCGACGGCCGUCAAUCUUCCCCGUUUAGGGGUCAUCCCCGCAAACGAUUCUGAAAGUGGGGGAAGUCAUUCUCCUUCACCGAGGGCAAGUCGCCGACGUCAGAGAAUAAGAAACCUUUCGCUCACUUCAUUGUGUAUACUGUCGCACCACCCAUUCUUCACCAUGUUCCGGGAAUGCCUUUUUAUUCUUAAGAAACUGAUCGAUGCUUGCAAUGAAUCGUCCAAUCCUAGGAGGGUCGGAGGGUCUAAGCAGCUGUCAAGGGAUAACGUUUGGAGUGUCCUAUCUGGACUCGCAACGGAUUCUACCUCUUCAAUCGUUCUUCACGACGUUAAAGAGAUCGAAACAUGGAUUUUAAAAUUGCUUUCAUCACCUGUGCCCAUUCCAGGAAAAACAAAGGUGGAAGUAGAGAUAUUAUCUCCAAGCGUAUAUGACCCGUUAGUGUUCGCAUUGCCCAAUCAUACCAGAUUUAGCCUUGCCGAUUUUCCAUUACACCUGCCUCUGGAAUUGUUAGGUGUGGAAACGUGUUUGAAAGUGUUAACCAUAAUCCUUUUAGAAAAUAAAGUAGUGUUCCAAUCGAGAGACUACAACGCGUUGUCUAUGUCUGUGAUGGCUUUCGUUACGAUGAUUUAUCCCUUAGAGUACAUGUUUCCUGUGAUCCCCCUGCUGCCGACGUGCAUGAGCUGUGCUGAACAGCUUCUUCUCGCACCAACUCCAUUUGUGAUCGGUCUUCCGGCCAGUUUCUUGAUGUAUAAGAAAAAUUUCAAAUUACCGGAUGAUGUUUGGCUGGUCGAUUUGGACUCUAACAAACUCAUAUCUCCUUACGAGAUACCCCCUCUACCCGAACCAGAAGGCACGAUUUUAAAAAAUCACUUGAAGCAGGCCAUAGGAUCCCUAUCAACACCCAGUACGUUAAACCAGCAGCUUCAGCCCUCCAGAAGAGAGAGCAUACCUUCUCCGAACACAUUAAGUAUAACAAAAAGUAAGUCGUCUGAGACGGAAGUAUCUCCUGCGCUGUCUCCAGUAAACACCAAUGUGCAACAGAGAUUGUCCAUAACUCCAACACCGCCCGCAUAUUCGCCACAAACACGGCCUUCGACACCCUCGCUAGGUUUCAAUCCGUUCAUUUACGGGAAUGACGUUGAUUCUGUAGAUGUAGCCACACGUGUAGCAAUGGUCCGUUUCUUUAACUCGCAAAACUUGCUAGCAAACUUUUCCGAGCAUACUCGAACAUUAAGGUUAUACCCAAGACCCGUCGUAGCGUUUCAAAUUAAUAGUUUCCUGAGGUCACGACCACGAGCUUCUCAGUUUCUCAACAGGUUCGCGAGAACUCAAGCCGUGGAGUUUCUAGCAGAGUGGUCUCUGACACCCACUAAUGUGGCUUUUCAAAGGGUUCACACUGGGGUGCUGGACCCGGCUCUGAUCGGUGAUAAACCUAAGUGGUAUAUACACACAUUAGAACCGAUUAAAUUCGUCGUUUGGGAUGACGGCAGCUCUUUAAAUGGUGCUUUAAGAAGCAUACAGAACACAGAAAGCCAGCCAACGGACGAAAGUGGCUCGGACUCUGAAGAGGCGGAAAGUACUAGCUCCAGUUACUCGUCAUUAAGCGACUUUGUAUCGGAAAUGGUAUCGUCAGACUUAUCGCCGGGUUACAUCUCUUACCACGAACAAAGGAAAGUCUCAGCACAAAACAUGUCUUUCUCGUCCAGCGUUGACGUCGCAAACGUAUACAAACCUCCGUCGGAAUUAUGUUACCCAGACGGGGAAUUGCCCGUGGCUAGAUCGGAUUCGCCUCAUUCGUCUUCUAGUAGUGAUUCGGAUUUGAGUUCGCCAUCUUUCAACCGAGAUUCCGAGUUAGAGUUUGGGAACAAGUUAAAAACGGAGCAGGUCAGUACUGUGAAGGUAGACAAGGAGGAAACUGGUAGUUACGAGAACGAAUCUGACUCGAAUUCUACAACUACCCCGAAGACUGUGGUUAGUACCAAUAACGUAAGGCAAACUUCCCCGUCAAGUGAAGUGGAAAGGCCUAUUACGCCACGGAAAGGGAGAAGGUCCAUUACACCGGUACCUCCUAUAACACCAUGUUUGCAGAAACAGCCGAGCGUUGGGAACGUGCUAGCCAGAACGUCUAGUUUUGGAUCCUCCGGAAACGGUAGUCCAAAUCUACCACUGUCUGCUGGUAGCGGGGUAACGAGGCAAAGCUCGCAGAGUUCUAUUUUCGAACAGUUUACCUCCCAAGCAAAGGAACUCGUGAGAGAGACUACAAGGCAAAGUAGUCAGGAUGGUAUUCUCGCACAAAUGGAUAAGUUAAAGAUACAAGCCAAAGAAAAACUUACAGAAGCAGAAGAAAGUAACAUAUUUGCUCCAUUCGACAAGCUGACGACUCAAGCUAAAAAAGCAGCUGAGGAGGCUUCUAAGAGUGUCCAGGAGGCUAGCAAAAGUGCCAUAGAGGCUAGUAAAACCGCCACCGCCAUGAGCAAGAACACUCUAGACGAUUUGACUUACGUGGGGAAGUCGACACUGGGCGAUUUAACCAAAAGUGCCAAGGAAGCGGUUACAAAGAAAGGAUUAUUGCGGGGAGAUUCUUUCACGAAACAAAGCGACGCGAGGAGAGAAUCUACAAGUAACACGUCUAUAGUUGCAACGUCGAAUGUCCUGACUGGAGCGAGCCGAGAUUUCUUCUCGAAUAUAAGUUCCGAUAUUAACGGUCUCGCCGCGAGCACCACCAGCAUGUUUUCUGACCUAUUCGGUACCAAAAAGGAGGCCACGAAAGCCGUGGAACAUCACACUCAGCAGCAGCAGCAGAAGCCGAAACCAAAAGAUAACUUGAAAACUGGCAUGUUCGGGCCUUUUAAUAGAGGUCCGAAGGGCUUGGCCGAAAAGAGCCCUUUGAUAAAACAUGUACCGAGAAGGCAAGACGACUUACAGCGCAAGCAGUCCGUGGAUAAGAGCGCUACCAACAGCGAAAAUCAAGCGUUUUUGAAAGACGUCGUCACUAGUGUUUUGGAAGGGGAAGGCGUGGGCUGGUUGAAGAUGAAUAGGUUAAAGAAACUGAUGGAGGACGAGUCGUACCGAAAUUUUGUCGUCAGCAAGUUAAACAAAACUUUAGACAAGAGGAUUGCUCCAGAUGAUCAUAUCGAUGACAUCUGCGUAUCGAAAGCAAUCUGGAAAGGGAUGCUCAAAGUGAUACAGGCCGUUGUGCAUGGUUUGGAAGUAACUUACAGUAAUUACGGAUUAGGAGGCAUGGCUUCCGCGUUUCAGUUGUGCGAAAUUGCGCAUACCCAUUACUGGACUAAAGAUUUAAGCGAAUACGGGGCCGAUCUUACUCAUAGCUCAAGUCCAAGAUCACCUCAAAGUCCCAGAUAUUCAAUCCAGUCCUCUGAUUGGGAAUCGUCAAGGAAGUCAUCUCAAGCAGAUCCGCCUGAAGUUCGGUUAACCGGAGACGAUUCCGACAAAGACCAACCCUCGACGGCCGACAUGUUCAAGGACAUGCUCACACAGAAGAAGAACAUGCUGUUCAGCAAGUUAACAUCGUUCGACUCUGACGCUGAGGGCACUAUGCAUGGUUCGGGGGGCACUGUGUCUCCUUCCGGAGGGUCGAUAACUACCGGUCCAGCCUGUAACCUUAACAGGGGCGGCGGCCAGGCUUCGUUCCGGUCCACGGUCUCCGAUACGGAAGUAGAAACGCUUCAGUUCCCGAAGCUGCCGAAACAACGCACCUCCAGCGUCUGGUCUAGUAAAUCGUCGCUUAGCACCGGGUUCAGGUACCACGGGGGCCACAUAAUAAACACGGCGACGUCGCCGAGCCCCGACGCCAUCCGAACUUAUCUGUUCGAAGGCAUGUUGGGCAAAGAAAGGUCCACGCUCUGGGAUCAGAUGCAGUUUUGGGAAGACGCCUUCUUAGACGCCGUGUCGCAGGAGAGAGACAUGAUUGGAAUGGACCAGGGACCGAGAGAAAUGAUGGAGCGGUAUAAGAGCCUGAGCGACACGGAGAGAAAAAGACUAGAACACGAGGAGGAUAAACUGUUAGCGACGCAGUUGUAUAAUUUAACGGCUAUUUUGGUCAUGCUCAAUUGUAAUAAGGACGAAGUUAAGAGGAAAAUAAGGAGGCUACUUGGGAAGAGUCACAUCGGCUUGGUUUACAGUCAAGAAGUGAAUUUGUUGCUGGAUCAGAUCCACCAGUUGAAUGGUAACGAUAUCGAUUUGAAACCUUUGGGGUCUCGUCUUUUGCAUCGGCAGAGCUUUACGGUACAUCAGGGCGUCGAUUGCACUGGAGAGUUGAGGUUUAUGGAAGUAAGGGACGACGGAUUGGUGCUCAGGUCUGUGUCGGGUGUAAUCGUGGAAAGGUGGUGGUUCGAGAGGCUGGUCAAUAUGACCUACAGCCCGAAAAAUAAAGUUCUGUGCCUUUGGAGACGGAACGGGCAACAGACGCAGUUGCAUAAGUACUACACGAAGAAAUCCAAGCAGCUCUAUUACUGCAUAAAGGAUGCCAUGGAAAGGGGCGGCGUUGCCGGAACCGCCCCCGAACUGGGAGGCGAGUUUCCCGUUCAGGAUAUGAGCACGGGCGAGGGAGGCCUGUUGCAGGUUUGCAUGGAGGGAGUGGGCCUGCUCUUCGCCAACAGCAAGGAUUUUGAGUUUUUCGUGAGGAUCGUUCACAUUAGGAAGUGCUUUACUCAGAAGGGAAACAUUUUUGUUAUCGAAGAGUUCAAUCCCAAAACUAGGCACGUUAUCCAGAGAAAGUAUAAAUCGCCCAUGGCUGACCAAAUCUGCUACUCCGUGCUCUGCGUCUUCUCCUACGUGGCCGCUGGCGUAGACAAAAACACCCAGAAGCGGAAACAGUCGGCUUUGUCGCAACUGCCCGGCGCUUCGUGCCUCAAACCAGCCACAUCACCUCAGGAACGUCCCGUUCCACCGAGUCCAAAUCCUUGCGUCAUUCCGCCUCCCGUAAGUCCCGACCCCGGGUCGAUAACACCCAUGGGAGGGCCCCCUAAGUAUCCCCCUCCGGCCCUGCCGCCCGGAGUUGCACCCCCUGCCCCCCCGCCCGGUAUAAAAACUAUACCAGCCCAAUUGUCUACCACGAUCCCCCCCCACAUCACCCCCCCGCCUAUACCGAGCAGGACUAUCCCGCCCAGGCAGAUUUCGAUAUCGCAACCGCCUCAGCCCCCUCCCAGGCCGAAGUGACGCCAUAAAAGGUAUUCUCUGCCUUUUAUUUACGGUAGUCAGUGCAGAGGUCCGUCUUGUCUUCCUUGGGUUUAGGCGUUAACUUUAGGAGUGGAUAGAUUUAUAGAAAUGUCGUUAUUGUCGCUGAUACUGACAGCAGUCUUCAGUUGUUAAAAUUCGAUCCAAGUAAUCGGUCAUCAUUAGCUCUUCGAAAGUUUUUCGGUUUUCGUGUUGGCAUUACCUCUUUUAAAUUUGAAACAUCUGGGAUAUCGCUUUACUUUAAUAUUCACUCAAGGGGGCCGUUUUUACGGCCGACAGAUGUUUUUUUUUUAACAAAGGUACCAUGAGAAUAAAAGUUCAAUAUUCUUUUUUACUAGUGGUUGCGGAAAUGAGCGUACAGGUUUGUUGUGAUAAAUAUACAGGGUGUCUCAAUUUAUAUGUGUACAGACAGUUAAUAUAAUAAGUAAAAAACAAUUGAAGUCUUUUGGUGAUACAUUCUGUAUUUACUAACCUUACUUUUUUGAUAUUUUAUAUACUGAAUCUACCAUCUGACCCGGGUCGUAGGUGAGACAGACCUGAUUUUUGCUGAUUCUUUUUACUUCUUUCUACGUACUUUAUUUAUUGAAUCUUUUCAUGAAAACUUGUAUGUUGAAUUACCAGAAAAUUGACAUCUAGAAAAGCGUAGUUGGCUUAGGAUUUGCAAUUCUAUGGAAGUUGUAUUUUUCAAAUAUUUACAUUUUUAGAGUCUACGAUCUUUGGAUUUCAUUUGUUUUUUAUGUAUUAUAUUAAAAGCCAGUACACCUAGAAAUCAAGACACCCUUUGCAUACAAUGCAGUCUAUUAAAAACCAAGACACCCCUCUAAAAUUUUAGGUUCGUGCCUAAAAUUGUGAAGCAAACUCUACUAAAUAGAAUUAGUAGUCAGUAAUUGGUGGGUAAAAUAUUCAUCUUGAGAUAUUUCCAAAGCCUCUUAGGUUUUUAAAUUGGAACUUCACAAAUUUAAUAUUUUAAAUACUUAAGAGGGCUCUAUAGCAAAUAGCCAACCAGCAAUACAUUUUUUUAA
Molecule: messenger RNA, 6926 nt
Organism: Anoplophora glabripennis (Asian longhorned beetle)
Lineage: Eukaryota; Metazoa; Arthropoda; Insecta; Coleoptera; Cerambycidae
Gene: Rab3-GEF
Product: MAP kinase-activating death domain protein
Exons: 32
Coding region: 199-5886 (1895 amino acids)
Biological process (GO): regulation of apoptotic process; regulation of Rab protein signal transduction
Cellular component (GO): cytosol
Molecular function (GO): guanyl-nucleotide exchange factor activity
Source: RefSeq, a predicted model, not a curated record